CCGCUGCGGGCGGAGCAGGGGCGGAGGGAGCCCGCAGCCCGCCCCCGCCCGGGGAUCCGGCCACCAAGCCCGCGGCCAGGGCGGUGCAGACCGGCCCAGCGACUCUUGGGCUGCGCAGGGACGCGCCAGAGCGCCAAUCCUUGGACCCCCGAGCUCGACUACACGAGGUCUCCACCCCAGGACGGGGACCACCCGUCGUGUGUCUACUCUGAUUGCCAGCCUCACCAGGGCCAGGGGCAGGGCCUCUGGGAGAGAGAAGCAAUAGACUUCCUCAGACUUGGCACUGGGGACAGCACCUUAAUAGAGUCAAGGGUUGGCUUCUGCUUCACCGACGCCUUCAUCAACAGAAAGAGGCUAAGUAGGGUCCCUAAGUCCCAGCCCGCCAUCUUCCCUGGCCCGGGUGGGCAUGGACCAGCAGUUGUGAGCAGCCAAAGCUGAUGCCCGGCCCCCAGGGGGAGCCCCUACCAUGAGCCUGGGCAAGCUGUCUCCUGUAGGAUGGGUGUCCAGUUCCCAUGGAAAGAGGCGGCUGACAGCAGACAUGAUCAGCCCCCCACUUGGAGACUUCCGCCACACCAUGCAUGUGGGCCGUGGUGGGGAUGUCUUUGGUGAUACUUCCUUCCUCAGCAACCAUGGAGGCCGCUCUGGAAACACCCACCGCUCGCCCCGAAGCUUCCUGGCCCGGAAGCUCCAGCAGGUGCGCAGGGUGGGGGUGCCACCUCGAAGGACGGCUUCCCCACCUGCACCCUCACCUGCCCCACCUGCCGUCUCCCCCAUCAUCAAGAAUGCCAUCUCCUUGCCCCAGCUCAACCAGGCCACCUAUGACAGCCUGGUGGUGGGCAAACUCAACUUUGACAGCAGUCCUGCCAGCUCCACAGAUGGCCGCUAUGGUUAUGGCCUGGAUUCUGGGUUCUGCACCAUCUCACGCCUGCCACGUGUGGAAAAGCACAGCAACCGAGACCCUGACUAUGACCGGGACCAGAACCAUGCUCAAGACCGAGGGCAAAAUGCUUUCCCCUGUGAGCCUGAGCUUCGACGUUCUGACUCUCUCUUGUCCUUCCGUUUUGACCUUGACCUAGGCCCCUCACUCCUCAGUGAGCUACUGGGGGCCAUGAAUCUUUCAGAAGCCCAGGCAGCUGAGACCCCAACCCCUGCUGCCAACCCCCCCACCUCAGCAGCAACCCCCCCUGCCCCUACUAUAAAACCCCCAGCCUGUGCCAUGCCCACCCCAACUCCUUCAGCAAGCCCCCCAUCCCAUGGACAUUUCCCUAAUGGGGUAACUGCUGUGUUGGACCCUGUGGCUGAGGUAGAGCCCAGCCCUGUAGGAGAGAAUGCCCAGGUACCUCCUACCAUGGCUUUUGGCAGGCAUGGAGGCAGCUGGGGUAUCAGCAGGGCCAGCCAUCACUACACUGAGAUGGAUGCUCGGCGGGAGCUGGCCGGGGUGCUACCACAAGCCCAGGGCUCCUGGGAGAGCCUGAAUGAGGGGUGGAGUGCACUGCCUGCCAGCGGCAGAGCCCCAGUGCCCAGCACGGUGCAGGUCAAUGCUUUCGAAUUUGUUGAUGCUGAGGAAGAUGAUGAAGUCAAGGUGUGAGGGACUGGACAUGGGUUGCAGGUUUUGCCAUCCUCAGGACUCAGAGAGAGGAGGGGCUGAGCUCAUCCACCAUCACCUAACAAUUACAUCUGCCCAACUGGAGUUAGCCCCAGAUCCUUCCUGGUCUGUGCAAGACAAACAUGAGUGGGGGGGUCCCUAUUGACUUGACCCACCUCCCACCUCCCUCUAAUGCAUCUAGGCCCUUUGUCUCACCCCAUGACCUCACAGUGUAGCUUUUGUGCCCCAGACACAGGGCAAUUGUCUCUGAGUGGGACUGUCUGCCCCUGCUAAUUUAGAGCUGCCCCAGAAGGCCACCACUGUGUUCUCAAUAGCCCUAUUCCAGGCUCCUCCUCAGUUCCCAGAGAAAGGUCCGGUGUGACCUUGCAGUAGAUUCCAUCUUCUGUAUACCCCAGACCUGCUGCCCAUGCCUAAACCUAAAAGCUUUUCUGAUAAAAGCUAACUGCCUAAGGAGCCCAGGGGCAGCCCCGACUGAGAUACCCUUUCCCCUGCUGGUAGUUUGGAGAGUUGAGGACCCCCUUUCAGGCCCCCCCCAGCUAGAAGGAGGGGCAGAGGAGGUAAUGAGUAACCAACCCGGAAUGCUCCAUGAUAAGAGGCCCAGGUGGGACCCUUAUCUGCAGUUCCUGGAACACCCUGGCCCCAGGUGCCUGGAACCAGUAUCUGCCCCACAAUCCCAUGGGGCAGCUUGGCAGGUGCUCAGGGAGGCAGGUUCACAUGUACAGGGUGGCUGAGGAGCACCUCCUGUCCUCUCCUCUCCACAACACUAUGCCCUGUGCCUCAGUUUCUGACUCUGUAUCAGAGGUGGGGAACAUCAAGCCACGUGGGAAGUGAUAACAGUUCUUGAUGUGAAAAUAAUAAAUGCGGAUUCUUUUAUUUA
This is a messenger RNA of Phodopus roborovskii (desert hamster), 2483 nucleotides long. RefSeq names its product CDC42 effector protein 1 (gene Cdc42ep1). NCBI's taxonomy places the organism in Eukaryota, Metazoa, Chordata, Mammalia, Rodentia, Cricetidae. The record is from RefSeq and is a predicted model, not a curated record. The transcript has 3 exons. The coding region runs from base 467 to 1588 and encodes 373 amino acids.